Molecule: messenger RNA, 621 nt
Organism: Polychytrium aggregatum
Lineage: Eukaryota; Fungi; Chytridiomycota; Chytridiomycetes; Polychytriales
Product: 40S ribosomal protein S23
Exons: 4
Coding region: 82-516 (144 amino acids)
Biological process (GO): translation
Cellular component (GO): ribosome; cytosolic small ribosomal subunit
Molecular function (GO): structural constituent of ribosome
Source: RefSeq, a predicted model, not a curated record
GGGGCCUGGUUUUGACGGAGCGGCAGCGGCAUUGCCUUUCGAUCCUCCUUUUUUCUCUUAAUUCCAUUUUGAAUAGGCAAUAUGGGCAAGAGCAAGCCUAGAGGACACAACGCCGCGCGCAAGAUGCGCACCCACCGCCGCACUGAGCGCUGGGCCGACAAGGUCUACAAGAAGACCUGCCUCGGCACGAUUUACAAGUCCCCCUUCGGUGCUUCCUCCCACGCCAAGGGUAUUGCCAUCGAGAAGAUUGGUAUCGAGUCCAAGCAGCCCAACUCUGCCAUUCGUAAGGCCAUCCGUGCUCAGCUCAUCAAGAACGGCAAGAAGAUCACUGCUUUCGUUCCCAUGGACGGUUGCCUGAACUUCAUUGACGAAAACGACGAAGUCCUUAUCGCCGGUUUCGGUCGCAGUGGCAAGGCCGUCGGUGAUAUUCCCGGCUGUCGCUUCAAGGUCGUCAAGGUCUCUGGUGUCUCCCUCCUCGCCCUCUUCAAGGAGAAGAAGGAGAAGCCCCGUUCGUAAGCAUCUAGCCCCCUCGGAUGUGCUACCAACAGCAGCGGCGACAGACAGAGCCUUCUCUCUGUUGUCCUUGUCAAUACACGCAUAAAAACAACUGUGCGCCUCUCA